This is a messenger RNA of Dalotia coriaria, 1698 nucleotides long. RefSeq lists its product as uncharacterized. The coding region runs from base 580 to 1662 and encodes 360 amino acids. Lineage: Eukaryota; Metazoa; Arthropoda; Insecta; Coleoptera; Staphylinidae. The record is from RefSeq and is a predicted model, not a curated record. The transcript has 2 exons.
GAUGAAGCAAAAUGUGAAAACUCUUCAUUAUUUGAAGACAUCACAUCAACUCGUGCACUUAUAUCAGACUUACAACUAAAAUUAUCAGAAGCAUCAAUCGGGAAUAAUCAGAAAAUAAAAGAACAAGAAAAGUGCAUAGUUACAAUGAAAAAUCAACUCGACGAAAGCCGAAAAUCUUUGGAUAACUUACAAAUAAUAAUCGCUGACCUAGAAGCCACCACAGCAUCUUUAGAGUUUGAGAAAUCAUCAGCAGAAAUACGCCUGCACGAACUUGAAACACAAACACAAAGUGAAAUAAUCCGCAGUAACGAAAUGAAAAGAGCCAUGCAGAGUACUCUAUCAUUGAUAAUUGAAAUGAAAGAACGCGGGAAUAUUUCCCCACAUGUUCAUAACCAGCUGCUUCAGUCAUUUAGUGUGGCGCACGUCUGAAGUUGGGGUAAUCAAGACAAGAUGGCGCCUGAUGUUCCAAUACAACGUUAAAUUCAAGUAAAGUUUAUACGUGCGUGAUAGUAUAAUAAAUAACCUCUAACUAAUUUCGUUUCGUUUUGCCGUGCUUUUUGUUUACAAUUUCUAAACGUAAUGUCAUUUUCUGAUUCUCCCGAUAAUAAUUACUCUUCCAUUUUAAAUGAAAUUGAACAAGAGGAGGAAAAAUACAAAGAAUUGAAAAAAGAACUAGAAACAUGUAAAAACCACCUGCGCGCUAAUGAAAUACUCAACAAUCCCGAGUUUACCCGCGAAAAGUUAUUCCAAGUGCGCGUAAAAGUUUUCCGAACAUUUACGGACCUGCUGGCGGUCUUACCGGAAAAGGUCACCACCGAAGAGCUAUCAUCCCCAACCCUCAACGCCCUCUCUGAUGAUUGCAACAUCUUCCUUAUCGAGCUUUUCGUCUCUCGUCCCUUCCAUAACAAGCUCCUCGCAAAAGAAUGGCUCGUAGACUUUUCCAUCGCCGCUGGCGGUCGUAAAAUCGCCAAAUCCGUGACCCUACGAAACCGCGCCGCCAACCCUAUCACCGCUGUACUAGCAGUCCCUCAACGCAGGACUAACGAUGAAAUCGUAGAAGUAUUCCUCACGUCUCCGACGAAUUGGCGCCGUAUUCAGUUGGCGAAGAUUCCAAGCGAUGUUUCAUUCAAGUUUACCAAUUGCAAAUCGAAGGCCGGUGUUUCUGUAGACCAGGCGAUUGAAAAAAUCAAUCGGAUUUAUGCGGAGCAUGAGGAUAAGCAGCAGCCAUCAACGACGAACGAGUUGCUCAGCUACAAGUUGCGUUGUGAGCUCGAUAGAGAGUCCUUCAUCGCGGCGACGGCGCGCAACUCAUACGCCAGCUUGGAUCCGGCGCAAAUUAUUUCUAACGAGGGUAAUCGCCCCGCCAAAAUCGAAAUUAAUGAUCAACGGGUGCAGUUGGAAUUGGACGUCGGCAAGAAGUGCUUGCGGAUCGAGGCGCCCGGGGAGGAAUUGUGCCAAUUGAAACGAUAUUUUACGAUGGCGUCCCUUAACGACGGCCGGAAGUGGCAAAAGCAAGAUUUCCAGCACAUACAAUCAGUUAAUAUUCUCAAGGACGCUAGGACGAAGCUAAUGGACGCCAUGAAGUGCAAUCGCAUAGAUAUACACGAUCUGCUCAACAUUUAUGAUGUUUACAGCCGAUUUGUCGAUAACUGUCCAUUAUAAAUCUCAACACAAAUAGAUUUUCAACUUGUGUGUGCA